This is a messenger RNA of Gilbertella persicaria, 2100 nucleotides long. RefSeq names its product histone deacetylation protein Rxt3-domain-containing protein. The record is from RefSeq and is a predicted model, not a curated record. The coding region runs from base 73 to 1830 and encodes 585 amino acids. The transcript is spliced from 6 exons. Lineage: Eukaryota; Fungi; Mucoromycota; Mucoromycetes; Mucorales; Choanephoraceae.
UUGCAAUAAAGUAUGUUCGUAUAUACUUUCCCUUUUCUUCUCACUCCUUUACUCUCGUGAAUCAGUGCAGUUAUGGAAGAAAACAAUAUUGGCAUUAAGCGCUCAGAAGAAGAAACAGCUUUAGAAAGUGAAUCUAAAAGACAAAAGCUCAAUGAAGACUCCCUUGACCCAACAAAAGAACUCAUGCAGUCUCAACUACCUGAUACACUUUUACUUGAUAAGGACCAGGCUGAUACGAUCAACGAACUUUUAGAAGGUAGUAAUAGUGGUGAUGCACUUCAAGUGGUCUCAACAGAACAAGAGUCUCAAGAAGAAAAGACAAGUACUUUUGAAAAGAGCUCAACAGAAGAACAAAAAAUGGUGUCAGCAGACGAAUUAAAGCCAGUCACAGCUUCACCAGCGUCUGUGCCUGAAUCGCUAGAAAAGAACACAGCUGAAGACAACUCCAUCACGAGUGAACAGUUACUGUUUGCAUUGACCUCUGUUCCUCCUGUGCAGACAAACACAAUAGAAGAAGAAGAGCCUAUGCAAACAACAGAAGAAGAAAUCAAACCUGUCGAAAUACACCCAACGGAACCAAAACCUAAAUCUGAAGAAACAUCUUUCUCUUCAACAAACACAACGAUACCAUCAGUUCCUUUAAAAACCACGAACACUAAUACAAAUACAACUAAUAACUCUUUAUCCAAUGCACUUAAUAAUUUACCUGAUAUCAGUGCUGCUUUACGACGUCUCAGUAGUGCUAAUGUGUCUGCAUCUGUGAUUGAACAACUUUCGUCUUCAUCCCCUCGAUUACCUAAUGUUGGUCAUUUAGGCGAGCGAAAAGGGUCAAUGACCGAUGUGUCUCCUUCGGAAAUUUUGGGUAAUGCUUUAGCUGCUGUUGCAGCUAACGCAGCACGAUCCAACCAAUCAUCACAGUCACAACAACAACCAUCACAACCACAACAAAGUAGCAAUGCACAAGCAACUGCAACAGCCAUUGGCAAUCUGGCAGCCAUUACUGCUAAUAUCAGCAAUUUGCUUCAUUCAGGAGGAUUCCAUCGAAACUCGUUCAGCCAAGAAGACACACAGAAAUUAGCUGCUGCUGUAGCUCGUCAAGCGCAACAGCCAACACAACGUCGCAAGAGUUCAAUUGCCGCUUUCUCUACCAUGCUGGAUCAAGCUAUUUCAUUAGGAAGAAAUAAGACUGACGCGAAGCCUGCCCAGCAAUUAGUGCCAGUCCCUACAAAAGAAGUGAGUCAAAGUAAGCCUAAACUCAUUGUCAAGAAUGAUCAAGUCUGGAAAUCCAUCGAGGGCAUUGAAGAAAAGUCACUGGGAUUUCAACUAUACUCGCCUCAUUUGUUACUUCCCAAUUUAGAAAAUUGUGUGAAUGGUUUAAUGGAGAUUCGUGUGCCAGCACGAUUUUUGACAUUUGAUAAUGUGCGUGUCAAGAAAAGAGCUAUUUGGGGCACAGAUAUCUACACCGAUGACUCAGACAUUGUAGCCAUGGCUAUUCAUUCAGGCAAAUAUCAGCCAGAGUUUAUUGAGCCUACCGUAGAACCUGGAGACCCAUUUGCAUUGGCUAUUGCUGGUAAGCAAAGAGAAUCGAUAGAAGCAGCAAAGAAAUUGGCCAUGAGUGGCAAGAAAUAUGUACAUCGUCAUGAUCAUUUAAUACCCGAUCAUGACCUUAAAGUGACCGUAAGAGUCUUGCCUACCUUACAAAGUUAUGCAAGCACAAUUCGAAACAAAUUGAAGUCAAGGGAAUGGGGUAGACAUGACGGUAUGAGUUUAUUUGUAAACAAAGUCGAGAAAAUCAAGGCAAGUAGAAAGAAGAAGAAGAAUAUGUAUUGAUUUUGAAGCAGAAAGGCGAUGCUCGAUUAAAAGGCCGUCAUACACUUAAAUCCAACAUGUUUGCCUAUGAGCUUUACAGAAAACAGGCACUUGGUAUUGUCAAAGAACCCAAGCCAGUCGAAGAUGAUGAACCCAGCAAGGUUGAAAGGGGAAGAGUUAAAAAGACACGCAGAGUGUUGCGUAUGUUUCAGAUUCGGGCUGAGAUGAAUAAAAACAGAAAAAACUAAGAGAAAAUGGGUAUUUUAUUACAUAUCAUCAAAUUGGCGUGUC